AUGUCAGUUGAACCAUUUGAAUGGGCUGUAAAACUAUGCAAUCUUAAAGAGGAGGAAGCUACGGACAGUAGUGCUAUUAAAACACUGCCAUCACCUCCUGGAUAUGGUGUGGUAGAGGUUGGGAAGAAUCAACAUGAAUCGCAAGGGAACAAAGCUACAGAGGCCAUUAGAAUGAAGGAGCUCAAUAAUCUUUUGGCACAAAAGGCCAUGUCAAUAGCAAUGCAACCAGCGAAAUCAAUUCCGAUGAAUAUGAUUAUGUCUUAUAUGUCCGGUACAUCACUUCAAAUUAUUCCAAUAAUGGCAGCACUAAUGCUACUUUCAGGUCCAUUAAAGGCUAUAUUCUCCAUUAGAGCUGCAUUCAAACCCGUCCUGGGGAAUAAGGAGAUCCAAAGUCAAGUGAACUCUGCUAUGUUUUUAUAUAUCGUUUUCCAGGGUGCCCUUAUGUAUAUUGGUAUUAGGAAAUUGAAUGCCAUGGGACUCAUUCCCAAUACUAAAAGUGACUGGCUGACUUGGGAAUUACCUGUCGAUUAUAAUAUAGGAAGGAAAGUAUUUGCAUUUUAA
This is a messenger RNA of Naumovozyma castellii, 561 nucleotides long. It is a transcript of the gene EMC4, whose product is annotated as chaperone EMC4. The record is from RefSeq and is a predicted model, not a curated record. NCBI's taxonomy places the organism in Eukaryota, Fungi, Ascomycota, Saccharomycetes, Saccharomycetales, Saccharomycetaceae. The transcript has a single exon. Bases 1 to 561 code for a protein of 186 amino acids.